Messenger RNA from Cicer arietinum (chickpea), 1042 nucleotides. The record is from RefSeq and is a predicted model, not a curated record. NCBI's taxonomy places the organism in Eukaryota, Viridiplantae, Streptophyta, Magnoliopsida, Fabales, Fabaceae.
AUGGUGCAACUCUUCAAACUGGCGGAUCAAUUCCUCAUCGGGUGCUAUGGAAAAAAAUGGUAUUGUUACUUUUCUAUUUUAUAUUUAAAUAUUAAUGAAAUUAAGAUAUACUUUUUUUUACAGAAAGAGACGAAAGGAGAAGACCCAACAUUUAGUGACUUUUAUUUUCGUACUCAUCGUACUAAAGAUAAAAACUGGGUCGGUAUUCAUGCUGAAUCUGCUUAUGAGAAAUUUGAAAAUAAAAAGAUUGAGUUAUCGUCUGAAGCUUCAACUUUUGUUCCGGGAGAGGACGAAGCUGAUAGUCAACCAACCAAAGUUAUGCCAUCUGAUAUUGAUAUAUGGGUGGAUGUAGUUGGGAGAAAGAAAGGGAGAAUAUUUGGUCUCGGAUCUAUAGCCAAAACAUUGAAUCCAAAUCAGCCAUCAAUGCGUUCCGAUUCAGAGGUUGAUGCUUUGAGAAGUCAAGUUCAUGCGUUGAAUGAAUCCUUGCAAAAACAGGAGCAAGAAAAGUUGUUGAUGAAACAACAGUUGCAACGACAAGAAAAAGAGAUGGCCGAGACCAACAGAAAUUUAACCUUUCUUAUGCAACAUUUAGGAUUUGUUGGAUCAUCUUCUCGUCCAAGCUCAUCACCACAACUCAACGAUGAAACUGAUGAAGAUAGCGAGGAUGUUGGUAGUGAUCAUAUUGAGUAGUAUUUGUUUCUAUUUUGUUAAAUUGGUUGUAUCAUGUACUUGAUUGUACUUAGUUUUUUUUUUUUGGAUCAUGUUUUAAUUAAUACUUAGUUAUGAUUUGUGAACAUGAUAUAAAUUUUGUUUAGAAUUAUCACAAUAUGAUUUAUGCAUAUGAUAUAAAUUUUGUUUAGAAUUAUCACAAUAUGAUUUAUGCACAUUAUAUAAAUUUUGUUUAGAAUUAUCACAAUAUGAUUUAUGCACAUUAUAUAAAUUUUGUUUAGAAUUAUCACAAUAUGAUUUAUGCACAUUAUAUAAAUUUUGUUUAGAAUUAUCACAAUAUGAUUUAUGCACAUUAUAUAAAUUUUGUUUAGAA